AUCAACAAUUGCGCUUCCGGUUCGGUGGGUGGACAAACAUGUCGGCGCCCAUGCGAAUGUCAUGUUGUUGACUUUCUUUAUGUAAUUUGUUUCGUUUGAGCGAUUCUACAAAACAUUAUACUUGUAUUUCCUAACAAUUCUACAUGCAGUUACCGAAUUUAUAAGAGAAUCUGUCAAAAUGGUCCAUUUAUCAUCUUUCCUGCUUAAGAAGUACCACGGUGGGCAUGUGGUCAUCAGGCUGGCUUUAGGAGGGGUCACUAACAGACCUUUCUACCGUAUUGUAGCUGCUUAUAAUAAACGAGCGAGAGAUGGCAAAUACCUCGAGCAGGUGGGCUCAUAUGACCCACUCCCAAAUGUACACAAUGAAAAACUUGUCGCUUUCAAUUAUGAAAGAAUCAAGCAUUGGAUUGCAUGCGGGGCCCAUACGACAAAACCAGUGGCCAAACUUCUGGGUGAGAUUGGCUGAUUUUUCCCUUUGCAUCCGAUGACAAUAACUGAAGCAGAGCGGCGAAAGAAAGCAGCUUCAAGAGCAGAAGUUAAAACAGACAGUCAGGAGGAGGUGGAGCAGUGAACCCAAAAGAAGAACUGUUGAUGCAAAAUCAAGUGUUCAUGAUUUUUGUUGUUGUUGUUGCAUCUCAGUAGUUAUAAUGUACAUUGUAUUUCUGUAUUUUUUUCUAAACGAAGAUGUCGUUUUUUUGACUAUGAACAUCAGCAAGUUAAACUUCAGACAUGUAGACACUGCUUGAUGAAAGUUUCUUUGUUAAAUAAUUCUAUAGAACUCAAAAGGCAACUGAAAGUGAAUUAUGUAAUCAUUAAACCAUUGCAAACUCA
Molecule: messenger RNA, 831 nt
Organism: Danio aesculapii
Lineage: Eukaryota; Metazoa; Chordata; Actinopteri; Cypriniformes; Danionidae
Gene: mrps16
Product: mitochondrial ribosomal protein S16
Exons: 4
Biological process (GO): mitochondrial translation
Cellular component (GO): ribosome; mitochondrial small ribosomal subunit
Molecular function (GO): structural constituent of ribosome
Source: RefSeq, a predicted model, not a curated record